AUGAUGGGAAUGGUAAAGAAAUGGAUGGAAGAGCUCAAGGGAAAAUGGGAGAGGAUGGAGGAGAGAAUGGAGGAUAGGAUGACAGUGUUAAUGGUAGAGUUGGAAAAUAUGAGGAAGAGGGAGGAGGCUUGGGGGGAGGAGAAGAAGAGGAUGGAAAAAAGAAUAGGAGAGUUGGAGAAAAAAUGGGAGAAAGGACAGUGGCAGGAGGGGAGAAGGGAAAAGAUAGAGGAGCUAGAGAAAAGAUUGAAAAGAUUGGAAUGCGGAGGAGGGGAAGAGAGAGAAAGAGGAGAUACAGGAAGGGCGGAGAUAGAAGAAAGGAUGGGAGGUGCAAUUGGCAGGGAGAAGGAACAAGAAGGGGAGGGCGAUUGGGAGGAUGUUGAUGGGGAUAAGGAAAGAGAUAGAGGUAAUAGGAGUGGAAAACGGAGAGCUAAUGGGGGGCCUGAUGGUAGGGAAAGUACGAGUAGGAGAGAAGAUAUGGAGAAUAAUGGGGGUUUAUAG
Molecule: messenger RNA, 498 nt
Organism: Solenopsis invicta (red fire ant)
Lineage: Eukaryota; Metazoa; Arthropoda; Insecta; Hymenoptera; Formicidae
Product: prothymosin alpha-like
Exons: 2
Coding region: 1-498 (165 amino acids)
Source: RefSeq, a predicted model, not a curated record